AUGUACGGCGACGCGAUGCAUCAGCUCCCGCCGGUACAUAAUCAACACCUGGUGGUCGCCGGCGGCGAUUUGCACAGGGGUCCACCGAUGCAGCCCCCGCCGAUGAUGCGUCAGCCUUCAGCUUCUUCUUCUAAUAUCAAUCCCGACUACCACCAUUCCUUAGCCCCAAAUCACUUCGACUGUAAGUAG
This is a messenger RNA of Thlaspi arvense, 189 nucleotides long. Lineage: Eukaryota; Viridiplantae; Streptophyta; Magnoliopsida; Brassicales; Brassicaceae. The record is from the annotation of a GenBank genome assembly.